CCCAAUGUGGACGCAACGAUAAUAGCUGGAAGCGCUUACUGCACAGCUCCUGAGUGUCUACGAAAACUUGCUCCUUACUCUCCGGCCGCCGAUAUCUUCGCCUAUGGACUUCUGGUCUGCGAGCUCAUAGCUCGAGUGGUGAAUAAUGGAAGCACUAUUCCUCGAACUUCCGAUUUCGGGCUUGAUAAGGAGAACUUGUAUGUGCCUGAGGACUGCCCACAGUGGUUCCUCGAAUUGGCAGUUGAUUGCUGCAAGGUUAACCACCUGGAACGACCCUCAGCUGAAGAGAUUAUGGAUCGAAUCAUAAGCCAUUCCAUCGACCAAUCGUUUAUUGGACCGCGAGCAUUUACUUUCAAUUCCUUUGAAGAAGGUACGUCCCCAGACCGAAGCUCUCUCAAAUGCUUUGCAGGACCAACCCUCCAUAGUAACGGUGGUCAACAGCUACCACCACCAGCUACGGUCCAGCCAGACUGUCUUGGUUAA
Rodentolepis nana is the source of this 483-nucleotide messenger RNA. The record is from the annotation of a GenBank genome assembly. Lineage: Eukaryota; Metazoa; Platyhelminthes; Cestoda; Cyclophyllidea; Hymenolepididae.